AUGACGCCGGUAGCUCGCGUGGGUCUCCUUGGUGUCUCCGCCAUUGCACGGAAGGUAUGGGCCGCUAUUCACAAGGCGGGACUCGUCGUUACAGCAGUGGGGGGCCGUAGUCCAAAAACAGCUGAAUCCUUUGUGGAGGAAUGCUGCGGUUACCUUGGUAUUGAUGCAUCAAACAAACCUCGAGCUUGCAACUACUACGAAUUGGUGAAUUUGCCAGACGUGGAUAUUGUGUACAUUUCUCUCCCAGUCAUGGAGCGCCCGGCAUGGGUGAUGAAGUGCGUGGAUAAAGGCAAGCACGUUGUGGGCGAGAAGCCCCCGGCGGAGAAUAUUGACGUGCUAUGUGUGUGGUUAGAGAGGCUUAACAACCUACGGCUGCUAUACAUGGACGGUACCAUGUUCUCUCAUGGCCCAUGGGUAGAGAAGCUGGUGGAGAACCUCCCCCGUUGUGGGAGGAUUCGCCGCCUGACGGCGACCCUCUCGUGGUGCGCGGAUGAGGAGAAGCAAAAGAAUGACAUUCGCUUUAAUCCCACACUGGAGAACCUCGGCGCACUGGGUGACUGCGGGUGGUACUGCGUGCGGGUGAUGCUGCAUGCGAUGAACUUCAAGAUGCCCAAGACAGCAGUGGGACGCAUAUUGGAGACAAACAGGAGGGGUGCUAUCGUCGCCUUUUCCGGCGAACUCGCCUUUGAAAUGGAAGGGGAGAUUGUCACGGGAUUCCUCUACUGCGCCCUCAACAGUGCUCCACAGGCGGAGUUUACAGUGUCGGGAACCACAGGCAUGAUUGAUUCCCCGAACAUCUACAACCCUGUCACCGUAGGCCCCAGCUGUGCCAGCUUCAAGUUGUUGGAAGCGCGAACCGAAGCGAAUGGCACAGAGUUGGCCAUCACGCAUGAUGAGCACAUUAUUGAGGUUCCCGAGGAAGACGGUUUCUUCCAGGAGGUGCAGAUGUGGCGUGACGUUGCAGCCGCUCUCUCCCCCAAUAGUGAAGGGAAACUCCUGGCAUCCAUCGAUGCGAUGGAGAAGUGGGGCCACAUGGCGUGGAUGACGCAGUGCAUCUUGGACACGCUGGUGAAGUCGGCGAGGCUGCAACAAGGUGUGUAA
This is a messenger RNA of Trypanosoma grayi, 1101 nucleotides long. RefSeq names its product oxidoreductase-like protein. The transcript has a single exon. Gene Ontology annotation, molecular function: nucleotide binding. Lineage: Eukaryota; Euglenozoa; Kinetoplastea; Trypanosomatida; Trypanosomatidae. The record is from RefSeq and is a predicted model, not a curated record. The coding region runs from base 1 to 1101 and encodes 366 amino acids.